AUGCGAAUCAGCGCGUCGGCGGAGGAGAGAGCGCCGGCGUCAAAGAAGACGAGCGGCGAAAAGAAGAAGCGCGCGCCGACGACGAAGACCGCGGUCACCAAGGCGAAAAAGUCGCAAAAGACGACGAAUGAUUCGAGUGCGACGCACCGCGUGCUGUUGAGCUCGGGGUUCAGCCCGCGUCAGGUGAAGGCUUUGAGCAAGAAGAUUGAGUCGCUCGGCGGCGACAUCGCGACGUCGUUGCGCGACUUCACCGUCUUCGUCACCGAAGCGCCUUUGAAGCGAACGAAGAACGUGAUGGCGUCAGCUUUACAGAAUUGCCCGAUCGUCAAGGCUGAUUGGCUGGAAAAGUCCACGACGAGCGGGAAGUUUCUCCCGACGCAGAAAUUUCUCCUCCGCGACAAAGCGUUUGAACGCGCGCACGCCUACAAUCCAAUGAUCGAGCGCGACCAUCCGUUUCGUGGCAAGACGUGGAGCAUGUAUGGCUCGACGGCAUCCCCUAGCACUGGCGUAAACACCCGCGCCGGCGUCGAAGGCGUGGUCUUGGACUUACUCUCGCUCGGCGGGGCGAAACGCGCAACCGCCGACGGCGACUUCGUCCUUCGCCUCGACGCGGGCUCUUCGUCGUCAAAGACCCCCGACCGCGUGACCUACCUCAAAACCCCCAAAAUCCCGAUUUACACCCCAUCCCACGUCCUCGCGGCGUGCCUCGACGGCGUUCUCCCGUCUUAG
Messenger RNA from Ostreococcus lucimarinus CCE9901, 729 nucleotides. RefSeq lists its product with no specific name. Lineage: Eukaryota; Viridiplantae; Chlorophyta; Mamiellophyceae; Mamiellales; Bathycoccaceae. Bases 1 to 729 code for a protein of 242 amino acids. The record is from RefSeq and is a predicted model, not a curated record. The transcript has a single exon.